This is a messenger RNA of Pisolithus orientalis, 4227 nucleotides long. RefSeq lists its product as uncharacterized. NCBI's taxonomy places the organism in Eukaryota, Fungi, Basidiomycota, Agaricomycetes, Boletales, Pisolithaceae. Bases 1 to 4227 code for a protein of 1408 amino acids. The transcript is spliced from 11 exons. The record is from RefSeq and is a predicted model, not a curated record.
AUGGCCUCUGGUUCGAUGAUGUCAUUGUGGUCCGAUAGAACCAGCUCAUUGUUGCCAACAUAUUUUCUCGAUGCACAGGAGAUUCAACUUUUUUGUCAACGCCAUCUCUUCGAUUCCCAUCCUGCCAAUCCAUCCAUUCCCAUCGCCUUUGUGGUCAUGCAAAACAGUCACUUCUUUGUUGCAGUCUUUGACUAUUGGUUGAACCUUGCAUUCAUCCUUGGAAGGCACAUCAAACAUGUCCCAGAAACCCCUCAUCCCCACUAUGACCCACUGCGUGAUGACUGGAACACAUGGAAUGGCCCUUUCUACUGGACAUGCAUAGCAUCGCUUCAUGGAUUCGAUGCCAUCAACCCAACCCAAGUUGAUGUGCAGGUGUACAAUUGGUCACAGAACAGUUUCGACUGUGGCCCCAUUGCAUCCUUUGUCAUGGAGUCACUCAUGAGAGGGGGGCUAUCUGGUGAUGGCAGGCCUACCAUCCACAUCCCUCCAAUUCCUUGUGGUCAUCGUCUCUGCCUUCAAAUGCUUGUCAUGGUGAAGGAGGGCUGUCGAAGGUGCUGGGAGGACUAUUGUUACUUGUCUACAACCACCCUUCCCCCUAGUCACAUAUGGACACAGUGGGACGACACCAAAGCCAUCAGUGAAGACAUCCUCAUGGAUGUGGAAAACCAAUCAUCUGGAGAGCAACAUGCUACCAUCGUCCAUGAGUUGAAUGUCAUUGGGGCCAACUGCCUUCGCUGCCAAAGGGGGGAUGACUCCAGCGAUGUAGUGAACCCUGAUGUGCACUCUGAUGGUGACUUUCUGACUGACACUGAAGAUGAAGGUGAAGACCAUCGUUUGCCUCUGGAUGCCAAGUCUCAGCGUCUCAGGGAUCUCCUUUGGCGCUACCCUUAUGUGAGCAGGGCCAGAGCCAGGGAUCGACUUCCUCCUCGGGCUGCCCAUGGUCAUCAAGUUGAAGGGGAAUCCACUCCAGAUGAUCCCCUUGAGAUCAUCCAGCGACACAAGCAUGUCAAGGACUGGUCAGCUGGAAUGAUGUACCGUUUCCCAUGUCCAACUCCGCCGGUAUACCUCCCUGCAUACCAAGGUCAACGAUGGAAACCUUUCAAUCGCAGGUUUGAUGAGUAUGAAGGAGGACCUGUCUUGGAAAGUUUGCACCAGGACCACAACUGCAACGAGAUUGUGGAGGAGCCCUACUAUCGGCCUGGGAUGUGGACAUCCUUUCGAGAUUAUGGCUAUCAUCUGCUGAGUUCCUUCAACCAGAUGUUCUACUUGGGUCCCCCCAUCAGAUUGUCAGACCAUAUCCUCCAAGUGGGUGUUCCAGCUAACUACCAGUCUUCUCAUCAAAUCGGCGACCAUGUUACUGGAAAUUACUCUCUUGCCCAGCAGGUGCCCCAUCCAUCAAGAGUCAAUGUGGAUGAUGUGGUCAUACUGGGUGCCUCUCAGAUGAUCGAGAUUGGCUCAAGCAUGUCAGAACAUCUCAUGAACACCUUUGUGAAUGGGCGGCAUGAGGAUGGGUGUCACAUCUGCCUGGACCUGGAGCUGGAUCACAAGUUGGUGACUCCAGAGGAGUUGGAAGUCACUGUGGACAUUGACAGUCUCAUAUGGGUGAUGCAUUCCCUACAGUUCAACACACCGCUGCCCAUCUACCUUGGUCCCAUCAUCGAGGAAAAGGCUCCUAUGCACAAGCACAAUCAUGUGUAUGUUGACAUCCUCGUGCCUCAGUCAGAGGCAGAUUCCAGUGCCAUCGGAAGCCAUACCGAAUGGUUGACCAUGGCAUUUCCUCUGUGUGGAGUACCUCACACAGUGUUUGGUGCCUUGAGCAACGCUGCUGGCACCAUGAAUGUCUACAUUUGCUUCCCCAGGAUGAUCCACAGGGACGAGAUGACACACAAGCGUGCCAAUCGCAUCCCAAAGGAGGUCCUUGACUUUUUCUGGGAGCAUGUCCUACUUCCAGCAAUCCAUGCACAUGCAGAUGUUUCGAGUGCACCAUAUGUCUCUCUCACUCUGAAGGAAGGAAUCAAGUUGUGGACGAAAACCACCCUGUCAGGAGCCAUUCAAAUGCCAGUCCAAGCUCUCCUCCAUGGACUUCCAGCUCUGGAUUGGUCCCACAUGGUAGACAGGGCCAAUGGGGAGCUCUUGGUUGACUUGGGAAUCAGCAUUCACCCCACAUGUGAUGAAAAGCUCGUUGGAUUGUGGAGACUGGAUGCCCUGGAAGCUUCCUUUGGGGCAGGUGGAUAUUUGCGAGGAAAUGCCCACCACACUUGCAUGCUUGGAUGCCCCACCUUUGUCAUGGACAAGGAUGCUUAUGCCCUGAACAAUGACUUCAUUGGGGAAUGCAUGCAGGCCAUCAACAUGUAUUCUGGAGAUGCAAAGAAGAGGUCAUAUGGGAUGGAAGAGCUUUUAGCCUCCAAUCCCAUUCUCUGGAUCCCGACCAAAGUCUGGUUGGAAUUUAUGGCUAGACGCAUCAGGGCCCUCCAGUUGGCUCAGAUCUCUCUCAAGGAACUGGAACCACCCAACCUUGGGAUUCUGACUGGCAUCAUCUGCCACAUGAUUCGGUGCACGUCCACCACUGCAAUAAUCCUUGACUUCCAUGUGAGAGAGUCCAUGGCCCUUCUGCAGGUCUCCAGGGUGUGUGAGUGGUUGGGAAUGUUCUUCCUUUUGGACCUGGACUUGCAUCAUGUCCCCCAUCUUCCAGAAGUUCAGGAUCAUGAUGACCUGGAGGUGCUCAAGCUGAUGGAGGGAAAGUUGAAGAGGGGUGAUGGACGACCUGCCUGGCCAAGGAUUCCCCCUCUGGACAAAGUGGAACAAUUUCCCAUUGGCAGCAGACUGACGUGGGCCAAAUUGACAAGGACCAUCCAACUGCAGCCUUGGUUGAUCAUGCAGGACUGGAAGUGGUCGGCCCAACUGUCUGGUCUGGGGCCAGUGGUAGGGAAACUUUUCGUUCUGUUUACCUGUCAGCUUUGGAUCCAGUUGGAUGCGACUUGGCUGACAGGCUCAGAGGGAAAACCAGAGCCAACAUCUUUGGAAGAAGCCAUUCAGAGUUGGACUCUGAACCAGACCUUCAGGACAAUACAUGCCUGCGAAUUCAAGGCCUGCAAUGCAGAAAUUGCAGGGAGUGGAGGGGCUGGUCGCCAACAGUCAAGCUUUGCAGAGAGGGUCAACCUGUUUUUCCUGGGACCCACAGCAGGACAACCUUCACGGAGGUCACCAUGGAAUGUCUUCUGGACGAAGCCUGGCUAUAUUUGGGAGUAUCACCAGGUGAUGAAGAACAGGACACCCCUGGAGGAGUUUGAGGUGCUGGACCACCUUGGCAGGAUAUUUUCUGUCCUUCAGACAUUACCUGAUGCGACCAAAGGGAGUGAAAAGAGUCCUGGGAAGACAUGGUGGGUGGAGGGUGAGAAGGUGGUUCUGGUGACAAAUCCCAAGUUCUACAAGAUCAAGGGUAUCUCCACUGAGAAGGAACAGCAACAGGCCAGGAGACAAGCAUCUCAAGUGGUAAAGCCCAGGAAUGCACUGCAGAUGGAGCUCCUGGAGCAUGCAGGAUAUGACGAACUGCUGGCUAGCAAGGCCCUCAUCUUAGAAAGGCAGAGGCUGAAAGAGGCACAGACUAAGAACAAGAAGAGGCAAGGCCACCUCAUAGAGGGAAGCAGAGGGAUGGCAAGGGGGAAGGCAAGGGUAUGGGUACAGAGGGAGACAGUGAUGAAUUCUGUUCAUCCAGUUCCCCAUGUAUCAAUGAUGUGGUGCCAACUUGUGGUGCACUCUUUGAUGCACUCUGUGCACUCAGUUGAUGCACUUCAAGGGGUCCAGCAUGCUCUGAGGAGGAGUGGUCAGAUGGGAACAUUGACAUGCAAUAGACAUAGGAGAGUCAGGGAAAGAUGGUCAAUUGAGGUGGUCCAAGGGGGGACGAACACCACUACAAGUGAUCCAGCAUGCUCUGAGGAGGAGUGGUCAGACAGGAACAUUGACAUAGGAGAGUCAGAGAAAGAUAGACCAUUUGGAUCACACCAGAAAGGACCCUAUGUGUCAUUCCCCUCCUCUUAUCCUGGGGGUGCUAAUCCUGUAAAGUUUAGCAAGCAUGAAAGCUUGUCAGGAAUGGUUGUCCUGGAGGGCCUGAAAGUCACAAUGGAUGAUGACAAUGGUUGCAGCAUUUCUAGGUGUCAGAAUAUCCAUGUAAGAUAUGUUACCCUGCCCUCCCCAUGUUCACUCCAUCAAAACAAUUUCAGAGAUUGA